Mastomys coucha (southern multimammate mouse) is the source of this 3286-nucleotide messenger RNA. RefSeq names its product SH2 domain containing 5 (gene Sh2d5). Gene Ontology annotation, cellular component: postsynaptic density. The coding region runs from base 332 to 1621 and encodes 429 amino acids. Lineage: Eukaryota; Metazoa; Chordata; Mammalia; Rodentia; Muridae. The record is from RefSeq and is a predicted model, not a curated record. The transcript has 10 exons.
ACAGCUUCGUGGAGGAAGAGCGACAAGGAGGAGCCAGCUCGGGUCGCAGAGUGGGCGGAGCCAGGUACCCUCGCAGCCUCUGAUUGGGUGGCACGGCCGAGCGGAGCGGCUCCGAUUGGCUGGUGAGGCCGGCGCCGCCGCCGCCAGGUGAUGCCCAAGGGUCGAGUCCCAGGGCCACGUGGGGGGCGCGCGCGGCGCGGGGGCGGGGGUGGGGCGGGCCCGGCGCUGGGUAGGAGCAGAGGCUGAGGGGAUCCGAGCUGUGAGACCUGCCAGGAGGCGCGGCAGCAGCGCCUUCUGUUCGUGGAGAUUGAAGCUGGGCACGCUGGGGACCAUGCAGAGGGCUGGGGCCGGGGCCCGAAGGGCUUCCGACUGUGGGCCUGCACCUUACCGGCCCAGGUGCAUUGCCAAGUUAGCCCAGUAUGUGGGAUCCUUUCCUGUGGAUGACUUGGAUACUCAGGACAGCGUGGGCCUUGUACAGCAGCAGCUGUGGGCCCUGCAGGACUGUUCCCGACGCCGGGCUGUCAUCCUGAAAUUCAGUCUUCAGGGUCUCAAGAUCUACAGUGGGGAGGGCGAGGUGCUCCUAAUGGCCCAUGCUCUGAAGCGCAUCCUCUAUGCCACCUGGUACCCAGCCACCUGCCAGUUUGCUUUUGUUGCCCGGAACCCACGAAGCCCAGCCAGCAAGCUCUUCUGCCAUCUCUUUGUGGGGAGCCAGCCUGGAGAGGUCCACAUCCUGUAUCUGCUGCUCUGCCGUUCCUUCCAGCUUGCUUACCUCUUGCAGCACCCUGAGGAGAGGGCGCAGCCUGAGUCCUGCCUGGCGCCUGUAGGGGACAUGUCCCCGAAGCCACCCUGCAGCCCUAGGGUACCCCCUGCCCUAGUGCGUGAGCCCUUCAGCCGGGAUCAGCUGUCACAGAAUGUCCAUGCCCUGGUCUCCUUUCGGCGGCUUCCUGCAGAAGGGCUACUGGGCAGUAAUGGGAAGGAGCUGCCAGAGUCAGAGGGCCGUGGGGGCACCCGUCACAUUCGCCUGGGGAACCCCUACUGCUCGCCCACACUGGUGCGCAAAAAGGCCAUUCGCAGCAAGGUGAUCCGCUCUGGGGCCUACCGAGGCUGCACCUACGAGACACAGCUGCAGCUGUCAGCCCGGGAAGCCUUUCCUGCUGCUUGGGAGGCAUGGCCCCGUGGCCCUGGUGGCCCCUCAUGCCUGGCGGAGAAUGAGGGAAGCCUGACAGAGAACAUCUGGGCUUUUGCUGGCCUUUCCAGAUCCUGUGCUCUUGCCCUGCUGCGGAGAGAUGUGCAUGGAGCCUUCCUGCUGUGGCCGGAGCCAGGUACCAGUGGCCAGUGGAAUCUGUCUGUACGAACCCAGUGUGGCGUGGUGCCUCACCAGGUCUUCAGGAACCACCUAGGCCGGUACUGCCUAGAGCACCUACCAGCAGAGUUCCCCAGCCUGGAGGCCCUGGUGGAGAGCCACGCCGGGACCGAGCGCAGCCUCUUCUGCCCACUCAGCAUGGGCCGUCUCAACCCUACCUACGAAGAGCAGGACUGUGGUCCCGAGGGCAGGUUCCCACGGACUCUGCGGCCCCUCAGCCAUGCCAAGUCUGAGGCAGAACUGCAAGGCCUAGGCUAGGACACAGCAAGCCCUCAGUCCCCUGUAGGCCCAGCCUUGCCUUGGCCCCUGGGCGGUCGGGGUCGUUCUGCCCUUCCUGCACCCCACCCACUGGUCACCAGCUCCAAACAGGUCAUUCUGUCCCUUGAAUUGUCUUCCAUCACUUCACUGCCAUGGGAGAGGAGCCCUGAGAUUAGAGUUGGAGAUACCAGGACCUCUCCCAGGACCUGGGGCCAGCUGAGAUACCAGAUACCGGGAUGAGCAGGUCGAGCCAGGGGACUGGUAAGCCUAGGUGACUCUGAGGAGUGGCCAUUGCCAGGUUCCUACUGUCCUCCUUGUGCAGAGGCUUCCCCAGCAGUUCCUGGGAUGUGGGUGCAGCCCUUGCUGGAGAAGGCUAAGCCUCUGCUGGGUGGGGAACCCCACAACGCUCCCCAGGAGUUGCUGGUUUGCACCAUCAGCUCAUUUCCUGGAGUCACUUUGAGUGGGACUAGCUAGCAAACCGCAGUUUGGUGGCUGCUUUAGGAAGCCACCUCAUGCUGCUGCUUGCUUUAAUACAGUGCUGACCUUUGGGCAUGGCUGGCACUGGUCACCUCAGCCCUAUUUGCGAUGGAGAACUAGGAUGAAUGCAAGCCCCACAGGGUUGGGGGGGGGUGACAUUAGCAAGGGGCAGUCCAGGGACACAUUCUAGAGAAGGCAGUGGUCCAGCCAGGGAAUGGCAAAUUCAAGUGUCCCUUAAAUCAACUCUGCAGAAUAUAUGAAUCUACCCAAAAGGACAGACUUCUUAGGUGGUGGUAGCUCACGCCUUUAAGCCCAAUGUUUAGGAGGCAGAGGCAGGCGUAUCUCUACGAGUUUGAGGCCAGCCUGAUCUACAGAGCAAAUUCCAGGACAGCCAGGGCUACACAGAGAAACCCUGCCUCAAAAAAUAAAAAAUCAACAACAACAAGAAGACAAGAGAGAGGUGUAGGCAGGAAGGAGGGAUGUCCUUGUUUAGUGCCUUGGAUACCACAGGUUUCAGUGGAAGCCACAGGUUUUGGGUUUUAGAUCCCUUGGGAAGGAAGUAGCCUCUACGGGACAAACUGGGGAGAAAUAUGACAGCUCAGGCCUGGUGUUUCCAGCAUCCCUGCCAACCCUCCCGCCCCACGCGCGCGCGCAUGCACACACACACAAACAUUAGGAUAAGGCCUUAGCUCAGUAUAUUGCUGUUUCUUUCAAGUGAGGUCUCUUGUGAGGGGUGGAGAGAAAGGUGCCUGUGGAACUCUUUCACAGGAGACACCAUCUCUAGAUUGAAUAUGAGAGGCAGUCCUUCCAUGCCACGCCCACCUGCAUGCCUGGGAGCAGAGAGGUUAGCACGUCCUGUGCCCAACCCCAGAGAGUUACACCCGAGGAAACUUGGUAACGACUUGACCCAGACUCUAGGCCAGGGCUCUCCAGGAGGGUAUGUUCGGAGUGUGAAUCGCCAAUGUGUACAAUACCAGGAGAACCUCCACGCAUCCAAGGGACCAGCCUUCCCCAUGCCCUUUGACAUUUCUUCCGAAGCAUUUCUUGAUCGCAUGGUACACAUGGCGCAGUCUGGAGCCCGUGUGUUCAGACGGUGCCUUACGCACAGGCCAUGGCUCUGUCUCUGUGCAGACCACCACCACAGUUCUCUCAUGUGCACUUUGAGACAAAUAAACCACAUUCUACACA